GUAAAAAAUACCGUGGUUUUGGCAAUGGUAUAGAUUUGAUACGCUUGAAUCUACAUUAAAAAUAGAAGUAACAAUGCUACUCUCAAUGAUAUCGACUCUAUUCCAUUCUACUCCAGAUGCCAAGUGCCAAUACUGGUACUUAAAACAGGUUUUUAAAAUAAUUGCUUACUAAAAAUUACUAUUAUUAGAUCUUAGAGUUUUGUAUCUUUCUUUCAAUUGGAAUUACUUCUUAGCCUUUACUCUUGCCAAUUCUGUUGAUUAUUCCCAAAACUAAGUAGAGGCAAGGAUUUUUUUUUUUUUUCUUGGAUUAGACUGAGUUCACUUUUACAAAUUUGUAAAAAUGCCACCGGCACCUCCUCCUCCUCCCGCUCCAGCACCUGCUGCAGCUGCACCGGCACCUCCUCCUGCAACAAAGGAUCGGUCUGCUUUACUAGGUUCCAUUCAAAAAGGAACUAAAUUGAAAAAGGCAGUAACAAAUGAUCGGUCUGCUCCUCUUAUUGGCGGUGGUGGUGUUGUUGGAGACGCAUCAAAGGUAUCCUCUGGUUCUGGUAAACCAUCAGGCGCACCUCCCGUGCCUAAUUCUGGUUCCACUGUAUCGAACGAACCCGCUGUUCCUGCUGGUGCUCCUAAUUUGGGAGGCCUCUUUGCACAAGGAAUGCCAAAGCUUCGAAAAGUAGGAAACACUUCGUCAAGUGCUUCCCCACCACAGCCUCCGAAAUCACCUACACCUAUGUCUCCUCCUCCUCCUCCUCCUACAUCUUCAGCACCUCCUGUUCCUCCUUCAGUACCUUCUAUUCCCUCUGCUUCUGCUUCUGCUCCUCGUCUUCCUUCUUCAUUGCCCCAAAAAAUACCGUCUUCUCCCAGUCCUUCGAACAUGCCUUCUUCACCUCCUCCGCCUGCACCAUCAAAAGCGCCUCCUUUGCCUCCUCAGCCAGCUCCAUCAAUAAGUUCGCAAUUUCCUAAAAGUUCACGAGUCUCAUCAGGAAAUUCACAGACUCUUCCUCCUCCACCACCACCACCGAGUCAUCCUCCUUCAUCACCAAUUCCUGCUUCUUCUUAUACUCUACAACAACGUUCGAAUAAAGUUGAUGAUCACGGAAGGUUUCAGUUUAAAGAUGAUAGUUAUCUACCUCAACCACGACGAUUUAGAGGAAUCCCAAAGAUUUAUCGGGGAAGUACUGGGUCAACAGUACCGCUCAGACUUGCUUAGAUUACACAAUGCUAAAAAUUACGCUGUAUUUACGAUUGCUAAUAAUAUAGACCAUAAAGCCUUUGUUUAUGAAUUGAUUUAUAAGAUACAUGAUAUGUUUUUUGUCUGGUAGAUAACAAACUCCAAAAAAAGAAUUAAAAUUAAUUAGCAAACCCCGUAAAAAAUUAAAUGACC
Molecule: messenger RNA, 1384 nt
Organism: Schizosaccharomyces cryophilus OY26
Lineage: Eukaryota; Fungi; Ascomycota; Schizosaccharomycetes; Schizosaccharomycetales; Schizosaccharomycetaceae
Product: verprolin
Exons: 2
Coding region: 341-1210 (289 amino acids)
Molecular function (GO): actin binding
Source: RefSeq, a predicted model, not a curated record